ACACGGGAGCUCUGUCUGGUGGAGUCAUAGUCUCUAUUAUUUUCGGAGUUUUACUAUUUAUUGGGCUGCUUCUGGGGCUUCUCAUCUUUCGGCGAAAGCAGGGUCGUCGGAGACAAGCACAGCCAGAUUACAGUACUUCAGGCUUUGAUCGAGAGAAGGUCUGGUUGAAGCCUUAUGUAGACCUGCAACCAUACGAUGAUCCCAGCAGAGGGGUGCUGGAAUUCACUAAGGAGCUGGACUUCUGUUGUGUCACUAUGGAGAAUGUGAUUGGAGAGGGGGAGUUUGGGGAGGUCUAUCGUGGGUCCCUGCGGCUCCCAGGGAAAGAACGUAUCGUGGUUGCCAUCAAGACCCUGAAGUCAACAUAUUCAGACUCACAGUGGUGGAACUUUUUGCGUGAGGCAACAAUUAUGGGGCAAUUCAAUCACCCGAACAUUGUGCGUCUGGAAGGAGUUGUCACCAAAAGGAGGCCAAUGAUGAUCAUCACUGAGUAUAUGGAGAAUGGAGCACUGGAUACCUUCCUCCGGGAUAAUGAGGAAAAAUUUAGCCCUGUGCAGCUUGUAAGCAUGCUGCAGGGAAUAGCCUCUGGCAUGACCUACCUUUCAGAACACAACUAUGUGCACCGGGAUCUGGCUGCUCGCAACAUCCUGGUAACACGCAGUCUUCAAUGCAAGGUGUCUGACUUUGGUCUCUCCCGAAUAUUGGAGAAUGAUGCAGAAGGAACCUAUGAAACCAAGGGUGGUAAGAUUCCCAUCCGAUGGACAGCCCCAGAGGCCAUUGCUCAUCGGAUUUUCACCUCAGCCAGUGACGUCUGGAGCUUUGGAAUUGUCAUGUGGGAGGUGCUGUCAUUUGGUGACAAGCCAUAUGGGAACAUGACCAAUCAAGAGGUGAUGAAAAGCUUAGAGGAUGGGUACCGGCUCCCUCCCCCUGUGGACUGCCCAUCUAUCCUCUACGAGCUCAUGAAGAGCUGUUGGUCACACGAUCGGAUGAGGAGGCCUCAUUUCCAGGAAAUCCGGGCACAGCUGCAACAUUUCAUCUCAACUCCCCAGCUCCUCCGGCCUGUUGCGGACUUUGAUCCCAGGGUAACACUCCGUCUUCCCAGCUGCAGUGGAUCUGAUGGGAUCCCCUAUCGCUCCAUCCCCGAGUGGCUGGAAUCCAUUCGCAUGAAGCGCUACAUCUCCAACUUUCGCACUGCUGGCCUGGACACCAUGGAAUCUAUUCUGGAGCUCACUGCUGAGGACUUGAAACAGAUGGGAGUGUCACUUCCAGGCCACCAGAAGAGGAUCCUGUGUAGCAUCCAAGGCUUUAAGGAGUGA
This is a messenger RNA of Pterocles gutturalis (yellow-throated sandgrouse), 1313 nucleotides long. RefSeq names its product ephrin type-A receptor 1-like. Gene Ontology annotation, molecular function: transmembrane-ephrin receptor activity; ATP binding; protein binding. Lineage: Eukaryota; Metazoa; Chordata; Aves; Pterocliformes; Pteroclidae. Gene Ontology annotation, cellular component: neuron projection. The record is from RefSeq and is a predicted model, not a curated record. The transcript has 10 exons. Gene Ontology annotation, biological process: axon guidance; protein phosphorylation. The annotation marks the transcript as partial.